Molecule: messenger RNA, 1925 nt
Organism: Aspergillus steynii IBT 23096
Lineage: Eukaryota; Fungi; Ascomycota; Eurotiomycetes; Eurotiales; Aspergillaceae
Exons: 3
Coding region: 312-1772 (486 amino acids)
Biological process (GO): regulation of DNA-templated transcription
Source: RefSeq, a predicted model, not a curated record
UUCUCGGUCCGUCAAAUGGCCAUCAGUGUUCCUAGUAUAGCUUCUCAUCCAAUCAACCCGUCAAUGCCAUGAAAAAUGUAUCCAAUAAAAAUCGAUCGCACCUCAUUCUUAGCGCUCACCCAUUCAUCACUUAUGCAGUCCCUUGCAGAAUACAGAUGCCAAUUGCAAGGCGGUUAGAAGAAGCAGGCACAGCCUCGCGCGAGGCUGUGCACUUGUCGGGUCGGGGUUCUUUAAAUCCCCCGAAUUAUCCAUCCUUCUUCAGAGCAGCUUCAUAAUUCAAUUCCUUACCGCAUGGUUAACUGGUUUCAAGAAUGGCAGCGGGCCUCGACGCCAUAGGCGUAGCCGCCAGCAUCAUCCAGCUUGCCGACUUUGGCGCCCAGCUGUCCAUGAAACUCUACACUUUCUACCACCAAGUCAAGAACGCCGACGAGCGGUUGAAGAGUCUAUCCAGCAAUGUGUCUCUGACGUGCACGGUUUUGAAGCAGCUAGCGUCUAAUCUAGAGCAGGACGAACAGGCCCAGCUCUACUCCCAUGAGGCUUUCGAUACAGCCAGGCAGGUCUCGGCGGACUGCGACGCUAUUUUCAAGAAGAUCGACAGCGCGCUGGAUCGCUUUAAGGAUGGGUUAGCGAGGAGCUCGUUGCAGAGGGCAGCUGCGAAGGUUGGGUUCGUGUUCAUGGAGAAUGACAUCAACAUCCUCCGGAGUGAUCUGGAGCGAUUGAAGACGACGAUGCUGUUGUUGCUGAAUGUUAUUAUGUAUGCGGGUCAGAUAAGAAGUCGAGCGGAGUCGAAGACUCUUAAAGAGCAAUCGGAUUUUAUCCAAGCCCUGGUUGCGGAAAAGGCAGCAUCUGAAAUCCAGUUUUUGACCCUGAAUAGGGUGGUUGAGAAUCCGACAAACAAGCUCUUUGAUGAUACAGAUUUCCGGGCUGGCUCGGUCUCCGACGAGCUGAAAUCCUACUGUUCACUUGUUGAGCGCAUUCUUUGCGAGAUCGGCGUUAUCCAAUCUAACCUGGAGCCUGACCAAUACGGUAGAGUGCGGGAUGGGAUCCUGAGGCUUCAUUCUGAAGAGAUUGUUCACUGCGAGCAAGCGCAUGGAUGGGAUGUUGGCCAGCUUCUCAGAGAAGGAUUCGCCAAGUUCUGCCAUAGCUCCGGCGAUGUGAACGUUUUCACACCGCGCGUCAUUUACAACAAUGGUGCACCCUCCCCAAUGGCCAAGGCGGCUGGGUAUACGUUGAAGUGUUCGACCCGGCCUACCAGCCCUUUCCCCGCACAAAAGCCCAGAGACAAGUUGCUUGGUCGAUAUUCGGACAAUACUUUGGCGGGCUCGGGCUGUGCUUUGUCUUCAGCAUCGGCUUCAUCAGAAGUUCCGCCAGAACUUAUUCCUCCGUUUCUUCCACCAUUGCAAGGGGAUGAAGAGGAAUCAUCUACCCCUCUUCCCUCUCUGAAAAAAGCACUAGAAUCCACCAUACCCCAAGCCAGGCAUGAUGAACUCCCUUCGGAUGGAAAUGGACUAGCUGAGGGGAACUCGGUGCUACUAAGGCACUUAGAACCCAAUCGACCCGAUAUAGCCGAUUUCGAAAGAGACCAUCCACUUGUUGAACAUUCAAGGUUUUCACGCAAGAUGAACAUACUUCGCAGAUUUGAUCAGCGACACCCGGGAGGGAAUAGAGAAAUAUCUCCACGCCUCGAGAAAGCUAAAUCAGCAUUGUCACUACUCCUAGAAGUCGAACCACGGAAUGAAGAAAAUAAACCCGCUUUGCCCUUCAAGGAGUAAGUCAGCCAGAGUUCCAAUCUCCGUCCCUAAUAGAGGAAGGGUUAGUAAAAGCUGAUUGAAUAUAGGAACUGCAUGUAUCCUGAUCGCGAUGAGUUCUCGACUAGCCCUGGACAAAAGCGGGCUCUAUCUACAGCUGAAGAGGGUGGUCGGCCA